This is a messenger RNA of Cucumis sativus (cucumber), 1016 nucleotides long. RefSeq names its product cysteine-rich receptor-like protein kinase 25. The record is from RefSeq and is a predicted model, not a curated record. Bases 119 to 979 code for a protein of 286 amino acids. The transcript has a single exon. NCBI's taxonomy places the organism in Eukaryota, Viridiplantae, Streptophyta, Magnoliopsida, Cucurbitales, Cucurbitaceae.
UGGAAGACUGGAAUACUAAGUUUAAUAAAAGAUGCUCCAGGGAGUCAACGGUCAAUCAAACCUGUCUUAGAAGUUUAAAUUCAUAGGACUUUGAGAGAGGGAAAUAGGAAGAGAUCAGAUGGGAAGCUUACGUUUGAUCAAACCCCUUUUCUUCAUUCUCGCAGCCGCACACUUCAUAUUUCCCACUACUUCUCAGCCAGAUUUUUUAUUCCGCACCUGUUCCAACAACAGCAACUACACAAAAAACAGCACUUUCAGCAAAAACCUCAGCAACGUACUUCUCUCCAUCUCUUCCAACACGCGUUUCAAUAAUUACAGUUUCUAUAACGCCACUUCCGGCCACAACCCCGACCGAGCCACCGCUCUAGCUCUUUGCCGUGGAGGCGUUCCCUUAGAACAAUGUAGAAGCUGUGUCUAUAACUCCACCCUCAGAAUCACUCAAGAUUGUCCAUACCAGAAAGAAGCAGCGGGAUGGUAUCAAGACUGUCAAAUUCGUUACUCAAACAACUCUAUUUACGGCAUGGAAGACAGCAGUCCCCAGGUUUUCUUCUGGAACCUUCGAACAGCAGAUGAUCCGGUGGGGUUCAAUGAUGCGUUGUGGAAUUUGCUUGAUGGGCUGAGGAAGGAGGCGGCGUUGGGGAGCUCUGUUCUGAAGUCGGCUUGGGGAGGGGAGAAGAUUCGAAGUCCAAGUAUGGAUACAGUUUAUGGGUUGGUUGAUUGCUAUCCUGAUUUGUCUUAUUUGGGUUGUUUUGAUUGCCUUCGUAAUCUUCAAACUAUUAUCCCAAGUUGUUGUAAUGCGAGUAUAGGGGUGAGAUUAAUUGCAACUAGUUGUCAACUCAAUUAUGAGUUCCACCCCAUUUAUCCCCUACCUCCAACUCCACCCCCGCCUCCUUAUUCUCCUCCACCGCCUCCUUCUCCUCUGGCCUUGCUAUCUCCAACUUCGUCUCCGAAACCUGGUACACUUAUGGGGAAAAAUUGAUGUCAUGAAUAAAAAUUACUACUUUUGUUUUUGUGCG